AUGCUGGGAUCUGUGAAAGUGGGCCAGAAGAUAGUGCUGUUGAAGAAAAACUGCUUUUAUAGUGGUCGUGUGAAAUAUCAUUCUGGACUGGGUGUGUUCGGGCAUCGACCGCGUAGAGUGAAUGAAGGCGGUAGUUUAUCAGAGCAUGUGGCGCGAAGAAGAUACGAGAACUGCCGUGCUCACCGACUCGUGGACGCGUACCGUACACAUGGACAUCUUAAAGCGACAAUUGACAACGUCGACUAUCGCAAAGAAAACAGGGAUGUCAAUGAACUCCUAUUGGCGAAAUAUGGCCUUUCGGCAGAGGACCAGGCAGACCUUGGAUUGGUUUACGGGUCCAGUGGAAAAGAAACAGUGAAGAAACUCGUCGAUAAAUUAGAAAACAUAUACUGUGGAGCGAUUUCUUACGAAUUUUCUUAUUUAGAGAACGAGUCAGAAAGAGAAUGGUUUGCCAGAAGAAUAGAGAGCGAGCAGGUCGGCCUCAGUAAAGCGAGGAGGAUAGAGAUAGCAAGAGAGAUGCUGCAGUCGCAGGCGUGGGACAAAUUCUUGGGCGUCAAGUAUCCCACCGUGAAGAGAUAUUGCGGGGAGGGUGCCGAAUCUCUGCUCACAUUUUUCUCGGCAUUAUUCAAACUCACUACAGCAGAGGGUGUUGAACAUGUGAUUGUAGCGAUGGCCCAUCGAGGCAAGCUGAACGCUUUGACAGGAGUACUGAAAUGUCCUCCGGCGAAGAUCUUCAACAAGUUCAGCGGUCGACCGGAGUUCCCGGAGGACGCCAACUCUACCUGCGACAUUACCACACACUUGAGUGCCUCGGUGGAUAUUGCUGUUAACGAAAAAUCAGUAAGAUUCUCGCUUUUGAAUAAUCCUUCGCAUUUAGAGGCAGCAAAUCCAGUAUCGAUGGGAAAAACAAGAUCGAAACAACUUCAAUUAAAGGAAGGCGACUAUUCAAUCGAUGGAUCGUCACAAAUGGGAGACAAAGUCAUAAAUGUGCAGAUCCACGGCGACGCAGCUUUCACUGGGCAAGGUGUGAACCAGGAGACCCUCAUGUUAUCUCAAGCUCCGCACUUCAACGUCGGUGGAUCACUCCACGUAGUUGUCAACAAUCAGGUUGGAUUCACACUGCCUGCAUCUAGAGGCCGUUCCUCCAGAUACGUGACGGACUUGGCGAAGGCCAUAGCAGUUCCUGUUAUUCACGUCAACGGAGACUAUCCAGAGCUGGUAGAGAAAGCCACGAACAUUGCGUUCGAAUAUCAACGCAAUUUCAGGAAGGACGUGUUUAUAGACUACAACUGCUACAGGAGAUGGGGACACAAUGAGGUGGAUGACCCGACGUUUACAAACCCGCUGCUGUACAAGAUCAUACAUAAUCGGAAAUCAAUCCCAGAUUUAUACGCGGAGCAGUUAGUAUCAGAAGGAGUGAUGUCUGAGGAAGAUGUCUCCAAUAUAUUGAAAGACUACACGCAGUUUUUGCAGUCGGAGUAUGAUGCUUUAGCUUCCUACAGACCUGAGAUUUCAUAUUUCCAAGAACAAUGGUCAGCAAUGAACUUAGCACCUAAGGCGAUUGAUACUUGGGAUACAGGUGUUGACAUUAACUUAUUGAAGCUUGUUGGACAAGCUUCCGUUCGCACACCCACACAAUUCAACAUCCACAGUCAUUUAUCUAAAACACAUGUAAAAAAUCGAUUAAAUAAAAUUACUGCCGAGAAAGAUAUAGAUUGGGCUACAGCUGAAGCUUUCGCAUUUGGAUCUCUGCUAAUGGAAGGCCGCCACGUCAGGCUUAGUGGUGAAGACGUAGGGAGGGGCACAUUCUCCCAUCGGCACGUUAUGUUAGUAGAUCAAGAAACAGAGGAGAUCUAUGUGCCUCUCAACAAUAUACAUGAAGAUCAGAAAGGAUUUUUGGAGGUAGCAAAUUCUAUAUUAUCUGAGGAAGCGGUUCUAGGUUUCGAAUACGGUAUGGCGUAUGACUCCCCAGACCACCUGUUUGUUUGGGAAGCACAAUUCGGAGAUUUUUAUAAUGGAGCACAGAUCAUGGUCGACACGUAUAUAUCUUCAGGAGAAGCUAAAUGGGCCCGCAGCAACGGCCUCGUCAUGCUUCUUCCUCACGGCUACGACGGCGCCGGUCCAGAGCACAGCUCCUGCAGGAUAGAAAGGUUCCUGCAACUGUCCGACAGCUCUGAAACAACACCCGACUCCGAAGCUGUAUGUUUGCACGUCGUUAACCCCACCACACCUGCGCAGUACUUCCACUUACUAAGGAGACAGGUGACAAGAAACUAUAGAAAACCUCUGGUGGUGGCGUCAGCUAAGGUCCUGUUGCGGAUGGCUGAAGCUGUCUCUCCACUGGCAGACUUCGCACCGGGAACACACUUCCAACCUGUCAUUGGUGAUACCCAAGCAGAUCCUUUGAAAGUCCGAAGGGUGAUUUUGGUGAGCGGGAAGCACUACUACGAGUUGCAUAAGGAGAGAGUGAGAGGGAAGGUCGAUGACGUAGCCAUCAUCAGACUGGAGGCUCUUAGUCCAUUCCCGUUGCAAGGUUUGCAGAAGGAGAUUGCGAAAUACCCUAAUUCAAGAAUAUUCAUUUGGAGUCAAGAAGAACACAGAAACAUGGGAGCCUGGUCUUUUGUGAAGCCAAGAUUUGAAAACUUACUCGGAAAAAAGUUACUAUACUCCGGUCGUGCCGAGUCAGCCGCCCCUGCGGUGGGCGCCGGGGUAUUGCACAGGGCCGAAGCGGAACACGUGAUCAAGGAACCCCUCUACAAUAUGAAGUGA
Messenger RNA from Chilo suppressalis (striped riceborer), 2769 nucleotides. NCBI's taxonomy places the organism in Eukaryota, Metazoa, Arthropoda, Insecta, Lepidoptera, Crambidae. The record is from the annotation of a GenBank genome assembly.